This is a messenger RNA of Guillardia theta CCMP2712, 2424 nucleotides long. RefSeq lists its product as hypothetical. The record is from RefSeq and is a predicted model, not a curated record. NCBI's taxonomy places the organism in Eukaryota, Cryptophyceae, Pyrenomonadales, Geminigeraceae. The coding region runs from base 13 to 2424 and encodes 803 amino acids. The transcript has 8 exons. Gene Ontology annotation, molecular function: protein binding.
ACGCAGCUUGCCAUGUCCGCGGAGCUAUGCUCGCCCGCCAGCUCGAUCAUUGUGGAACAGAAGCCGGAAGCGCCACACUUUGCUCCUCAUGAAGAUCUUGCACACUACCCGUCCCACGCUCCUCAUCCUCCUCCCAACGAUCAUGGCGUUGAAGAUGUAGAAGUCAAGUUGAUGGACGGUGCAAACAGUGAAAGUUUUGCGCCUACAUACACCGACAGCGAAAUUCUCGAAUGCAUUUGCGAGAUGGAGAGUCAGAUUCAGGACACAAGCUUACAGAUGGCAUGCUGCGAAAAGAUUUCUGGUAGUAGUUUUGAUCGCUGCUCGGUCCCCGACCUCGAGCACAAAGGUAUCACUGCAGUAUUGGCCGGCCUGAAAGCACAUUUGGGUGAUGCGUCACUUCAGGCCGCGUACAUUCGCGCCCUGGUAUCACUAUCUGACGAUGAUGCUCUCAAGAAGUUCAUGCACAACAACGGAGGAAUCGAUGCCUUGAUGGCUGCCAUGAGGCGACAUGGCGACGACGCGAACCUGCAGGGAGUGUGUCUGAGUGCCAUGGGUGUCUUCUCGUGCCUUGAGCUGAACGUCACGUCCAUGAUCGACGACGAUGGAGCUGCGCUGCUUGUUCAGACCAUGAAGAGGUUCGAGGGCAACGAAGACAUCGUCAACGAGUCGCUCACCGCCCUCGCCAACCUCUCCACCACGGACAGCAGCAAGGCAGCCAUCCGGCAGGCAGGAGGGAUCGAAGCGAUCCUCAAGGCCAUCGUCGACUUCCCUACCAAGGCAAGGAUCCAGCGCAAUGGCUUCCGGGCCAUCAGCAACCUGAUGGGAUCGAUGGAGAACCAGGCUGCCUUCCAUGAAGCUGGGGGGGUGCCGAUCCUUCUGGACGGGCUAAGGUCCAACGAGAAGGAUGCAGAGGUCCUGCGGGAGUGUUGCCGGGCGGUGGGGAGCCUGACGGCGACGGAGGAGAUCAUCGACGAGCUGAUCGAGAAGGAAGCGAGAAGCACCAUCGUUCACGCGCUUCAGAACCACCAGAACGACUCGGGCCUUCAGGUCAUCGGGAGCUGGACCCUAGCUCGGAUCGGGUUCUCCAACAAAGUCAAAGUCAAGGAUCGUACUGGGUUGGGGAAUCGAAUCCGAAGCUUUCGGGAUCAUGUAAAGGGACGAGGAGGACAAGGACAAGGACAGGACAAGGACGAGGACGAGGACGAGGACGAGGAGGACGAGAAGGAAGAUGAUGAGGACGAGGACGAGGACGAGGACGAGGACGAGGAGAAGGAAGAUGAUAAGGAAGACGAGGACGAGGAGGAUAACGAUGAAGAGAUUGAGGCAGGGAGAGCUAUUGGCUCAAGAGAACAAGUCGUCGAUGUUGACGAGCGAACAUGUUGGACAAUCUUCAGCAUCGGCAUCGCUUUCUUCUGCCAUGACUCUCCGCUGACUUCUCCCGCCCUGCUCCUCAUGGCGUUUCGACGCAGACCCGCUGAGCAGGAGCUGUGCGUGUUUGGGCACUAUGCUCCUGUCACAAGGCAGAGGACCUCCGAGUAUUGCAGCAGCUUCCAGUGCAGCCCUGAGGAGGAGGAGGCGGGGAGAGGGAGGAGGAUGUUGCUGGUGGCUGUGGCAGCCAAGCUGAGGAUCAGGACGCGAACCGCGCUGAAGAGCAUCUGCGUCAAGGUUUGGACAAGGCACGUGAAGCUGUGCAAGAGGUCAAGACAGAUGCUGGUGGACGUGUCGGCGAGGCUGCUGCGUCUGUCUUGUGCUGUUGUCGUCUACAACAUUCAAGUCCGUCGGGAGCACCUCCAGCUGAAGUUUCUGGGCGUCAAGAAGUUGCGGCAGAAGAAUGUCAGGCGAGCUUGUCUGCGAGGAUGGGCGGCAUACAUACAGCUGCUGCGAGAUGCCCUCGAGCUCAGUAGAUCUUCAACCUUGCACCGGGUUGUUGAGGCGUGCAGGAGGAGGAGGAGGAGGAGAAGGGUUCAGAAGGAAGCGAUGGAGAUAAUGACGGUAGCCAAAUGGAACAUAGGGGUUUCUGAGGUCUUGCGCGACCUCUCAGAGGCGGUUGAGAUCCUUGAAGAGCGUCUCCCCUCUCAGCGUGAACUCCUUCCUGGGGGCUGCGACAAGCACUUUGAGGAGAUGAAGCAAGCUCACCGAGACGUGCUGCAAACUGUGGUGGGAGAAUGGGGGCGGUUGACGCGAGAGAUAGUUCAAGGACGGCCGAUCAAGAGGAGUUGGGAGAAGAUGCUAAAGAGAAGCUGCUGGUACAAGAUACAGGUGUAUGCUGAGAGAACAAGAGCGGCGAAGAUGAUUGUGCUGGGGACUUUCGACGACGUCAUCGCGCUGAACCACUUGGAGAGAUGGAAAUCGUCUUGCAGAGAGUCGAUCGACAAGUCAGUGAAUUUGUUGAGAGUUGCUGAUAUGCCCUGUGACUUGUUGUGA